Messenger RNA from Phytophthora nicotianae INRA-310, 573 nucleotides. RefSeq lists its product as hypothetical. The record is from RefSeq and is a predicted model, not a curated record. Bases 1 to 573 code for a protein of 190 amino acids. Gene Ontology annotation, molecular function: phosphatidylinositol binding. The transcript has 4 exons. Lineage: Eukaryota; Oomycota; Peronosporomycetes; Peronosporales; Peronosporaceae.
AUGGAGGGGUUUAUCCUGAUGGUGACAUCGGAGGAUCAACAUCGACGUUCCGUUCAGAAGAAGAAGCAGGAGUGGCGAAAUCUGUUCGUCAAGCUCGAUGACAUCUCGGCUCGCUUGAUUGCAUUCACCGAUCGAUCGCAGUUCGAGAUGUACUGGGGCAUUUAUCUAGUGGGGGCCGACAUUGCAACACCCGUACCAGGUGAACCCUCUAACGGUAUCGACGUCGACGACACACCCUACUGUUUCUACAAAGAGUGGGUGAAAGCGCUCACUCAAGUUGUUAGAGACGGACCUCGAGCUCCUCGGUUUGCCGUCACACAACCAGGAAACGAGUUCGAGUUCCAGGCUCGUGUCGUUAAUUCUCGACUUCAUGUCGACGGCACCCACGCUGAAUACAUGAUCACUUGCUCGUGUCAAGUGUUCAGCAAGUUGGUGGGUCGUUGUUUAAUGAAGGAAUGGAGCCUCUGGCGGCGAUUCUCCGAGUUUAACGAGCUAUAUCAAGCAUUGAAGAAGUCGAUGGGACCCCAAUUGGAGGGGAUAGAUCUUGUCAAGCACAAACGCGAUGCCUUCUGA